Molecule: messenger RNA, 1515 nt
Organism: Alternaria atra
Lineage: Eukaryota; Fungi; Ascomycota; Dothideomycetes; Pleosporales; Pleosporaceae
Exons: 2
Coding region: 1-1515 (504 amino acids)
Cellular component (GO): cytosol
Molecular function (GO): electron transfer activity
Source: RefSeq, a predicted model, not a curated record
AUGUCGUCUACAAUCCCACUCAAAACACACCGGAAAGCCUUGAUAGGCUCCCCCUCAAACUUCUGGUCGCACUCUUCCAAAAAUGGAUUCGACCUCACCCAUCCGUCUUCACACUCGUCACCAAUCUCAGGGCCCACACACACAAUUCAGACAUCGACUGAACCCGUUACAAUCGACCCAUCCAAGUCCGCCCUUGUCAUUAUCGAUAUGCAAAACUUCUUUCUCUCCGAAGCUUUCGGUCGCGAUCAGAAAGGUCCCGGUCACGUUGCUUGCGAAAUGUUGAUCAAACAUGCAAUACCAGCAGCACGGAAAGCCGGUAUCAGAGUAGUUUGGGUGAACUGGGGGCUUACGGAGGAGGAAGUCAAAGAAAUGCCGCCAGCAGUGAAACGCGCAUUUGGUUUCUUUUCUAUCCCCGCCGAUACCAACUUCAAGGCCGACGAUGCUUUCGCACAUCACGAAGAAAGCGUGAGCGUGGAUCGCUAUGGCAAAGAAAAUCAGUCCUUUUAUCGUGGAAUCGGAGCUGACUGCGGGACUCUCAAGUUUCCAGAUGGAAAGGCUGUAGAGGGAGGUAAACUGCUCAUGCGCGAUUCCUGGAACGCCGCACUCUACCCUCCACUCGACACCAUGUUUACCGAAGGCAGCAAGUUGGAUAGUAAACCUGAUGUCUGGAUACACAAGAACAGGAUGAGCGGAAUGUGGGGUGCAACGACACCUCUCAAAGAGUUUCUAGAUAAAGAGGGUAUCAGGACGUUGUUCUUUACUGGUGUCAACACGGAUCAGUGUGUCAAGCCCCGCGUAAACCGCGCCCAAACUGCCGUAGAAACCGCAAACGUAAAACACUCGAUGAACCCCUUCGAUGAACUCUCCAUCGAAGAAGCAGUCCGCAUGCGCGAAAAGAAGGCCCACCACGCAAAUGCCCCCAACGUAGAAGAAAUCGUCGCCUUCUCUGCGGGUGUCGCGAAAUCCCAAGACAUCCUCCGUACAGCCAUGGCCAUGGGCGCAGACCGAGGCAUACACGUAGUUGUAGAAGAAAAGGACACCCUGGAACCAUUGGGUGUCGCAAAGCUCCUACGAAAAGUAGUAGACGAGCAAAAGAGCAAUCUAGUCAUCCUAGGCAAACAAGCCAUCGACGAUGACGCUGGCCAAACAGGACAAAUGCUCGCAGGCCUCCUAAACUGGCCUCAAGCAACCCAAGCCUCUAAAGUCACAAUCAAGGACCAAACCGUCGAAGUCGUACAGGAGGUCGACGGCGGCGUGCAAACCAUCAAGGCCAAGCUCCCUAUGGUCAUCACUACGGAUCUGCGCCUCAACGAACCCCGAUAUGCCAGCUUACCCAACAUUAUGAAGGCAAAGAAGAAGAAGCUAGAUAAGAAGAGUCUGAGCGAUUAUGGACUGGAUACCGAGAUUAGGUUGAAGACGGUCAAGGUUACGGAGCCGCCGCCACGGAAGGGUGGUGUCAAGGUUGAGGAUGUGGAUGGUAUGAUUAGCAAGUUGAAGGAAUUGGGUGCUUUGUAA